GGCACGGCCCGGAGGCUGCCAGAGCUCCGGGAGCGUUUGGACAGGGAUGCCAGGGAUGCUCAGGGUGGGGUUGUUGGGUGCCCGCGCAGGGCCAGCGCUGAGACUCGGUGAUCCUUGUGGGACCCUUCCAACUCGUCAUAUUCCAUGGUUCUUUCAGGUGUUUCUGCUUAGUGUCUCUGCAGGGACCAGGAGGAGAUGCAGAACGACGCCGGGGAGUUCGUGGACCUUUAUGUCCCUCGGAAAUGCUCUGCUAGCAACCGAAUCAUUGGUGCUAAGGAUCAUGCUUCCAUUCAGAUAAACAUUUCUGAGGUGGACAAGGUGACAGGCAGAGUGAAUGGCCAGUUCAAGACUUACGCCAUCUGCGGCCCCAUCCGGAGAAUGGGUGAAUCAGAUGACUCCAUUUUGCGUCUGGCAAAAAAUGAUGGAAUUGUUUCCAAGAACUUUUAACUGAAGAAACUCCAGCGUGGAACAUGUGAAAUAAACAGUUCAAAACUAUA
Parus major (Great Tit) is the source of this 497-nucleotide messenger RNA. It is a transcript of the gene RPS21, whose product is annotated as ribosomal protein S21. The record is from RefSeq and is a predicted model, not a curated record. The transcript is spliced from 5 exons. Gene Ontology annotation, cellular component: ribosome; cytosolic small ribosomal subunit. The coding region runs from base 196 to 447 and encodes 83 amino acids. Gene Ontology annotation, biological process: translation; endonucleolytic cleavage to generate mature 3'-end of SSU-rRNA from (SSU-rRNA, 5.8S rRNA, LSU-rRNA); endonucleolytic cleavage in ITS1 to separate SSU-rRNA from 5.8S rRNA and LSU-rRNA from tricistronic rRNA transcript (SSU-rRNA, 5.8S rRNA, LSU-rRNA). NCBI's taxonomy places the organism in Eukaryota, Metazoa, Chordata, Aves, Passeriformes, Paridae. Gene Ontology annotation, molecular function: structural constituent of ribosome.